Messenger RNA from Solenopsis invicta (red fire ant), 4583 nucleotides. RefSeq names its product protein CREBRF homolog (gene REPTOR). Gene Ontology annotation, molecular function: RNA polymerase II transcription regulatory region sequence-specific DNA binding; DNA-binding transcription factor activity, RNA polymerase II-specific. The coding region runs from base 967 to 2703 and encodes 578 amino acids. Gene Ontology annotation, cellular component: nucleus. The transcript is spliced from 5 exons. NCBI's taxonomy places the organism in Eukaryota, Metazoa, Arthropoda, Insecta, Hymenoptera, Formicidae. Gene Ontology annotation, biological process: response to unfolded protein; regulation of transcription by RNA polymerase II. The record is from RefSeq and is a predicted model, not a curated record.
CCCGUUCCUCUAUUUAUGCAAAACAUCACCGAUCACUCGGCCCCCACAGUCUCGUGGCAAAACAAUAACAAACAACACACGUCGUCACUCCUCCGCGUUUCGACCGAUUUCUCGUCCGAUUUCUCAUCGUGAUUCUCUCGCGAGUCGUUUGCACGUUCGACGCGACGUCCGUGACGCAAGAUUCUCGCGAUCGUGGGUGCGCUCGAGGAUUCUCGCUCUCGCGAGGCCUGUCGCGCGCGCGAGAGCGCGAGUCGGGGUCGACCAGACCGACGACGACGCGACUCCGGGGGGAGAAGAAAAAGUGAAACCCACUCUGGCCUCAGAGCGUGAUGCUGUCAGCCGCAGAAAAUGCCUGCUGAUGGGAGACGCGCGAUGCCUGUUGCGUGCUGCGUGCGCGCGUAGACCAAUAUGUGAAUUCCGAUGUGUGCACGCCGCAGUUCCUCCUUGAGCAGGUCGACUUCCGUUUAGCAGCGAGGUGGCCGAGAAGCCCCGAGAAGGUUCUCUCCCUCGUGGUCGCGGCCGUGUGGUGUGCGCGAGGCUGCGAAUCGAUCGCGAACGACACUGCGAGGCGCUCGAGGGUCGAGGUCUCGAGGACCAUACACUCCAAAAAAAAAAAAAAAAAAAAAACCCUGAACGCGGCGCCGUAGCUGUUCGCGAAUCGGACGAUAAACCCCGCGCGCCCGUUUCCCUUUUCGCUCUCAUGUUAUCGUCCCGCUCUGGACAACGUCCAGCCGCCGUUGCACUAACGCGCGUAAUAACGCGCAACGCUAUAUAUUCGCAGAUCGACACAUCCGUCGCUCGAAAAUCGAGGUCAAACGACGGAUAGAUCGGCUUUAAGACGAUCCGUUUUGCUCUGCGAAUUUUUGGCUUCCGUAAAGAAACAGUUUCCGGAAGUAUAAUUGUGUUGUAUUUGAACGCGCGCGAUACUUUGCCACAGUUUUUCUUGCGUUGACGCACUCGUAACUGAUGGACGACACUAAGUACAGCGACUUCUCGCUAACUAGCACGAUGGAUAGCAUGAUAAAACAGGAACCUGUCCAGGAGAUAGGUUCGGCAUCGGCCUCUGUACCGAUACCCGGAGGACACAGAGGCACCACGCGGGGAACGUACAAUCAGUUCUCGCCAUCCCCUCUGGCGGUCUCCUCCGGAUGGGAUAUGAGGACUGAACAAAUGGAUCAUCUCUUUAAAAUGGAUCCGGAUCAGAUGGACGUCUCGUUUAAAAUGGAUGAGGAUGACAUAUUCCAGGUGGACAAGGCCGAGCUUAUCCAAGGUCCGACUCUAGCAGAGUUGAACGCCAACGACGAUACCCUCCUGGGAGAUCUAAAUUUUGACGAUUUGUUGCUACCCGAGGAUAGGGUGCAACCGAUAAAAAUGGAAUACAGCGCUCCGAUAACUGGCUCUCUGUUUAGUAGUAGCAUAGGAUUCGCAUCUAGUAGUUUUCCUCAAUCCGGAGUGACUCAUCGUAGUUGUCCCACAUAUACGAAUACAGGCUUUAAUUUAAAUAGAGGUUCAAAUAUUGUGGAUAACGCAGAAGCUGUUAGUCCUACUGCAUUUCCUAGUCCGGGUACUAGUAAUGUUGCAGGUAGUUCAACAGCAAGUUCAUCGACUUCGCCACAUCCUGUGACUCGACCCAUUGGAUCAUCUACUUUACACGAGCUACUUAUGAAAAGAGGUGAAAAUCCGUUUAAUAAUCCAGUAUCCAGUCAGGUGGAUAAUACAUCUACAAUAGGUGGUAAACCUAAAGCUUCGAGACUGUCUAUGUCUGCGCCAACACAGACAAUGGGAUUGGAUCAAAUCUGGGCUCACAGAGAACCACGACAACAUCUCUUGAGUACUGGUAGCUUAGUGGAAGCAGGAUCGACGAGUAGUUUGAGUACUGGAGGUGCCCUUAGUCCAGAUCCACUCGGUAUUGAUCCUCUCAGUCAUGACGAAGGCUAUGAAGACAGUGACGAUGACAGCGAUCAUUAUGAUGACUACAGCAGUGAUAAUGAUACGGGCGGAAGCGAUGGCGAGGACCAGAGUAACAACAGAGUAGGAUCAGGAACUACGGAAUUAGGAAAAGAACACAGGCAUAGUAAGAAAGAAAGAUUCUUCUGGCAAUAUAAUGUUCAAGCCAAGGGACCAAAAGGACAGCGAUUGAUCGCGCGGGCGCGCUUGGAAGAUCCACAUGUCUUGAAUGAAGCAACUGAUCCAGUAUUUAGUCCUCAUUGUGCUCUUAGAGGAAUUAAGCAUAGUGGGAAGGCACGAAAAGGCGACGGAAAUGAUCUUACGCCUAAUCCUCGCAAGCUUCACAGCAUUGGGCGAGAGCUGGAUAAAUUAAAUCGCAUUAUAAACGAUAUGACACCUGUUGCAGAGUUACCUUUUCCGGCAAGACCGAAAACGCGCAAAGAAAAAAAUAAACUAGCUUCACGAGCGUGCCGCUUAAAGAAAAAAGCUCAACAUGAAGCUAAUAAGAUAAAAUUGCAUGGACUUGAACAAGAACACAGACGUCUUAUACAAGGUAUAUCACAAGCUAAACAUACGCUUGCUGCUAAAUUGACUGAAUCCAAUCGUGAAACUCAAGAAGAGCUUACACGACAAAUGGAGAAAUGUUGCAAGCUGGCUACCAAAAUGCGAAUAGCAAAUCAUUCAACAGAAUUUGUGAACAAAGUGCUGGAAAAUAUUAGAGCCGGCAUUCCUGAUGGUGGAAUCGAUAAUUUUUAAUAUAGCAAAUCGUUUUCAUAAAUCUUAUGUCUACGCAUGUGUAUAUAUAUCUUAAAAAAAUAUGCUACAUGUCUACAUACAUAAGGUUAAUGUUGCUUUUUAUCUUUAAAGUUGCUGUUGAAUAUUUCAGAAAGCAGAUUUAUAGUUAACUUAUCGGUUAACGUAAGCGGUUAAUUAACAGAUAUCUUAUAUACAUAAUUUCAGAAAAUGUUUGCUGAUGUAAAUGAGAAACGAAACCUUGACAUAUGUAUUGAUUUAUCUUCUUUCAAAUCGUUAAUUUUUUUCUACAAAAGUAUCUGCAUUUUCGCCUAUUGUACAUAUUGGUCAAUCUGUAUAUAACAUUUUUCAUGCAUCAUAGAUAAUAGUUUCAAUAAUGUAUCUAUGUCAACAAAGAAUAGAAUGGUUUUUUUUAUGAAUUAGCUACAAAUGUGUAUCAUGUGUUAAAAAAAAAACGGUUGUAUAUUUUGAUAAAAGUGCAAAGAAAAAGUGCCGAAUGUCACUUAAUGAUUAACAUAGAAAUGAUAUCAUCAAUGUCCGUUAUCAAUCGGUGUUGCACACACAUUGCUUCUAAAUUUGAUCUUUAAAUUACAAUGCACACCACACAGCAGAACUUUUGAUUCCAAAUCAUUAAUAAAAUUCACUUGUAUUAAAUUUAAUUAUAUUGAUAAUAUUUGUCGAGUAUUUCGGCGAUUCUUUUAUUUUCAAAUAGGAAUAAUUCCAUUGUUGCGUAAUUAAAUGAUGAUCAAGGUUUCGGAAUUGUUAAUGACGGCUGAUGCAACAAUACUAAGAAUUGACAUUGAUGAUCUUUUUUUUAAUGUUCAAACGAUCAUGUAGUUUUAAUUGAAAUAGUAAAAGAUCUAGAAUGUGCAUUAGAAGCACUUAGAAACGAGCUUUGAAUUAUAUAGUUGUUUGCUGUUUGCUGACUCGAUCUACCUCAGAACGAAACGCUAUACCUACGUACAUAUAUAUAUUUGGAUUAUAUAAAGAUAAAAUAAUGUAUGUGGAAAGAUUGUAAUCGUGGCGCGAGGUGGAAUAUCAUUGCUUUAGAAUUUUAAAAGCGAAUACGGAUGUAGCGUAGCGUCCCUUUUUGUUCGACGAUUAUUUAGAGCAAUUGUACGCCGCGAUUAGAAUUAUAAUUAUAUUUUGCUAAUCACUAAUAUACACAUACAUAUAUUUUAAAUAUGCAAGAUAUUAAUCCAUAUUAUAUUCGUACUAAUAUUUUUUUAAUCAAUUUUUGUAUGUAAAGUUGCCCUAAAGAUCAUAGUAAUUGCGAGAGGAAAAUAUAAACGUGUGGAUAUAUAGUCAUACGAUUAUAUACAUAUAUAAAUACAGAUGUUGUAUAAUCCUUAUAUUGAAUCGUUAUGCAGUCUAAUUUAUUGUUAUGCGGGGUAUCACCGUAGGUUUCAUUCGCUGUGUAUGUUGGCAAAAGUUAAUAUGUGUAAUAUCAUUGUAGCACGAGACGUCACCUUGAUAUCACUGUAAUCACAAACGUGCGGGAAAUGUUGCGUGUAAUAAGAAUAUUUUUUUUAUAGUGUGCAAUACGCGCGCUCGUGCGAAAAGCGCCACUUUAUUAUUUCGACGAUGACCCCGAUACUUUUGCGAUUAUAUGUUUGCGUUCGCUCGUUUAUUCGUUCGUUCAUUCGCUCGCUCACGCAUUCGAUGCCUGCAUCUCCGCGAGAACAAAUGUGCCCUUUGUUAUCGCGCAGGUCCAAUGCAAAAUGUAAAAUUGCAGUUAGCGUGCGAGUGCAUUUCUGGCGUUAAUCGUGCUAAUCGAGUUAGGCAAACGACCUGAGGAUAAACCGAUCAAUUUGAUCAGAAUCUGUAAUGAUGGUUGAAUUAUCAUUUUUAUUCUAAUAAAAAAAAACACAUGCGAACGGCAA